This is a messenger RNA of Branchiostoma floridae (Florida lancelet), 1628 nucleotides long. RefSeq names its product pinin-like. Gene Ontology annotation, molecular function: death receptor binding; caspase binding. The record is from RefSeq and is a predicted model, not a curated record. Gene Ontology annotation, biological process: positive regulation of extrinsic apoptotic signaling pathway; TRAIL-activated apoptotic signaling pathway. Bases 167 to 979 code for a protein of 270 amino acids. The transcript is spliced from 5 exons. Lineage: Eukaryota; Metazoa; Chordata; Leptocardii; Amphioxiformes; Branchiostomatidae. Gene Ontology annotation, cellular component: CD95 death-inducing signaling complex; cytoplasm.
CAGAACAAGAUAUAACGGCGUUCUUGUGUCCUGGGCAGAACUUGUCACAGGUGUUCAAACGUCUUACAUGUGAUAUCCUUGUUUCCAGCUUGCUGGAAGAGUCUAGGUGAACAGUUGACAGAUCCUACCUACGACAACCCCAUACCAGACCCGGAAGUAUGUAAACAUGGCUGUCCAAGGCGUUGAGAAGUACUUUUUCUACAUUAAGGAAAAGGUGGCUUCAGACUGGAAGGACCUCGCUUUCUUUUUGGGCUUUUCGGGCACCGAUGUUGGAAACAUAGGAGGCAGAAACUAUGAUGACAAGUCCAGCUGUAUGGAUCUGUUACAGGAGUGGGCAACAGCAAAUGGCACAGACGCUACUAUAGAGGUCCUGAUGGAGGCUCUAUCUAACGCAGGCCUACGCAGCGUUGCGGACGGAUUGAAGGCUGAGCUGGCUACCGGGCAGGGGGCACAGCCUCCAGAUCAAGGACAACCUUCAAGGGUACAAUCUCAAGGGAUCAUGAGGCAACCUCCUACUGGAAAACCUCAGCCGGUAUCACGGGUGCAACCUCAGUCGGUACCGGUGCCAUGGGUGCAACCUCAGCUGGUGUCUUGGGUGCAACCCCAGCCUGUGGCAUGGGGGCAACCUCAGCUGGUACCAUGGGUGCAACCUCAGCUAAUGCCAUGGGGGCAACCUCAACUGGCGAUGGGGGGACCAUCUAACAAUACGGAAGAGUUGAGGCCGUAUUUCAACAUCAUCGCUGAGAACAUGCCUGCAGACUGGCCACAACUCGCAACGAACCUCGGGAUACCGUUUGCACAGAUCCAAGCUAUACAACAACAGAACAGGGAUAACUGCUGGAUGUGUUGUCAGCAGAUCUUGCACAUGUGGUGUUACAACAACGGCCAAGAAGCAACGGUGGAAGUCUUGAUGCAAGCCGUUAGGGACACUGGUCACCAGGACGUUGCAGAAAUGUUGGAAAUUAAACAGUUAGAGUGACAAAAUAAAACAUCAGGUCCAACUUCCAAUCCUUAAAACAACAGCAAAGGCCGAAACAACCUUCUCCCAUGUACAACAGCCUUGUGUCAUGUGACCUGUGUGACCUUUGACUUCCAGGUCACGUGACCACCCUAUGCUAAGCUGAUGAAAAAUGACGGAUGCAAUUUGAGAGUCUUCUCACCAAGAAACUUUAGUUUGUAAACUUGCGGAUAAGUACUAUUCUCCAUACUUAAUGUCGUAUGUAUGUUACCUUAACAAGACCCCUUCACGAUUAUUUGCAUCUGCCUUAAGCUUAUGCUAUCUCUAGUUUUACUCAUUUUAUCUUUAUCAUCAAGAUCAAGAAAGGUUAGAUUCAGAAUAGGUACUGUCAAUUUUUUGUUACCAAAACAUUGUCUUAUGGGGAAAGAUAUGAAAUUUCUGGACAUUUUGUCUUUGCUUUAAGCUUCACCUUAAAGCAAUUUUAUGAUCUUACUUCACUGUUGUUAUGUGACUUUGUGUGGAAUAUUUGAUUCAUAAUCCAUAUAGAUAACUAAUAGAAAAAAAAACAAUUUUUUUCAGAUCAUUAAGCCAGAGGGAGUUAUGAGAAUAUGAUCAGAUAAGAAUGUAUAUUUUCUAUUUGGUGAAGAUUAAAACCUUUUUGGUCUGCCAA